GGAGCAAGUUCAGAUAACUGAAUCAUAAGUAGAUCAUCAUCGUCGGAGCAGGUUUAGGUGGUCUCGGUGCAGCCAUCUCACUCUUGUUGGCUGGCCACAAUGUACACGUCCUGGAAAGUGCCUCAAAAAUCGCCGAAGUCGGUGCAGGCAUCCAGGUACUGCCCAACAGCUCUCGCGUACUUAUCCAAUGGGGUCUGGAGGAGAGACUUCUUCGCCAUGCCACCUUUCCAGAUGAGUGUAUGAUGCUGGGUUGGAAGGGCGAGAGACUGUCUUCGAUGAACUUUGAGGACGCUACCGCAGAGUAUGGUAGCCCCUUCUGGGACUUCCACCGCGCCGACUUGCACAAAGCUUUACUGGACCGAGCCCAAGAACUUGGAGCUAGCUUUUCCAUCAACGCCAGGGUCAUUGAUAUCAAGUAUGAAGAAGACGGCAAAGAUACAGCUACCGUCUUGUUGAAGUCUGGUAAGCGUAUGGUUGCUGAUCUUGUUGUUGGUGCCGACGGCAUAUUCUCCACGUGUCGUGAGCUCUUGCUCGGCACGUCGAGUCCUCCUACACCAACCGGCGACCUUGCAUAUCGUGUUCUUCUCGACACCAAAGCCAUGAAGGAUGAUCCGGAGCUGGCACCACUUCUCCAAAAGCCGCAUAAGGUCCGAUACUGGAUGGGUCCGAAAGCUCAUGCGGUCAACUAUGUUCUUCGGGAUGGCGAGCUUUUCAACAUGGUGCUACUCGUUCCUGAUGACAUGCCAGCCGACGCCACAACUCUGGACGGCAACGUAGAAGAGAUGAUCGAGCUGUACAAAGAUUGGGACCCGCGGAUACCGAAGCUGCUUGCGCUGUGUCAGUCCGUACAGAAGUGGAAGUUAUGUUUCCGAGCCGGCCUGGAGUCAUCAUGGUCUAAUGAAGACGCGACAUUCGUCCUCCUCGGAGAUUGCGUGCACGCUACUUUGCCGUAUCUGGCAUCAGGAGCCGGCAUGUCACUAGAAGAUGGCGCAGCACUCGGUUUCUGCUUGAGUAAGAUCAAGGGCCGCUCAUGUCAGGAAAAGAAAAAGGCCUUGGAAGUGUACGAAAAUUGCAGACGUUUCCGAACCGAAAGUAUCGUAGAGAGGGGCAACCUUCAGCAAGAGCUAUAUCACUUCGAGGACGGUCCCGAACAGCAAGCUCGAGACGACAGAUUUCGCCUGUUCGAGAAGCUAGAGGCAGAGGUUAUGGCCAAUGGUGUUGCGAAUGUCGAGUUACCGGUGGAAAUGAAGGAGGGUGAUGAUCCAUUAGCUUGGAGAAGAAAUGGCGUCGGGAGUUGGUUGAUGUCGUUUGACUGUCAGCGUGAUGUCGAGCGUCGAUGGCCGGCAGAGGUGGACGUAGCUUCUGCUCCGGAUUUGAGAGCUCAGCUUUGAAGUGGCACUUCAAGGACACAUAGCUUAAUUCAUGGCUUUCCCCAGGCUAUGUUCCAGCUUGCAUUCGUAGCAAUGUGUGAUUGAUACCCCGGCGGUGAAAGCCGACAGCAAAGAGCUUGCUCUCGCUCGAGGUAUGCCGCGGCAGCGUGGACAUCUCACCAUAUCAUGGUCAGUAGUAUG
Molecule: messenger RNA, 1571 nt
Organism: Aureobasidium pullulans EXF-150
Lineage: Eukaryota; Fungi; Ascomycota; Dothideomycetes; Dothideales; Saccotheciaceae
Product: FAD/NAD(P)-binding domain-containing protein
Exons: 1
Coding region: 240-1391 (383 amino acids)
Biological process (GO): secondary metabolite biosynthetic process
Molecular function (GO): FAD binding; monooxygenase activity
Source: RefSeq, a predicted model, not a curated record